Messenger RNA from Aspergillus clavatus NRRL 1, 1416 nucleotides. Its product is annotated as PCI domain protein. The record is from RefSeq and is a predicted model, not a curated record. Gene Ontology annotation, molecular function: translation initiation factor activity. Gene Ontology annotation, biological process: cytoplasmic translational initiation. Lineage: Eukaryota; Fungi; Ascomycota; Eurotiomycetes; Eurotiales; Aspergillaceae. Gene Ontology annotation, cellular component: eukaryotic translation initiation factor 3 complex; cytoplasm. Bases 1 to 1416 code for a protein of 471 amino acids. The transcript is spliced from 2 exons.
AUGCCCGCUCCCACCAACACCCUCCUCAUUGAGGGUACCUUCACUGAACUCGCCGAUGAGUUCGCCCAGUACAUUGAUGCUCUCCGCAAAAAUGAGGGUUCCAGCCUGCAGUCCGAAAUCUCCUCUCUCCUUGAGCCCCUUCGCCAGCAAGAACAGUCUGAGGAGGAACCCGACCGAAAGCAACGCGAUGAAGUUCUCAAGAAGCUGGUGGCCGCUGCCGCCGUGUUGAAUGCGGCUCCCGAGAAGGAGAUCAUUUCCGCCUACAACCUUCUUGUGCAUCUGGUGCACCAGGCCUCUAACCCUGAUAUGUUCCUCUCCCGCAUCUGCACCUAUCUCGCCAAACCCAUCACCACCUCGCCUCAGUUCGGCCCCACGCUGGCCAUCUCCAUCCUGACCACCAUCUUCAACACCCUCACUUCCUCCGAUUCCAGCCGCUACCACGUUCUCCUGGCCAUCGUCGCCGUCAUUCGCCAGUCCGGCUCGUCCUACGCCUUCGAGGCCCUGAAGCCCCAGUUGACCGCUCAGCUGCCCACCUGGUUGGCCGCUUGGGAGUUGGAUGAGGAGGAGGCCCAGAAGCUGCACCUGGCCGUCGCGGAUGCCGCUCAGGCCUCCGGUGACUUCGAGCUGGCCCAGAGCCACGUUGUGCAGGCUCUGCAGACGAUCCCCGCCAACGAGUCCUCGAGCAAGGAGGCGCGCGAUCUGGCCGUCCGGGCCCUGGCUUCCGCCCUCAAGAGCCCCGCCGUAUUCGACUUCACAUCGUUGACCGCCGCCGAUGCCAUCCAGGCCCUUCGCACCAGCGACAGCUCCCUGUUCGAGUUGCUCGAGAUCUUCACUGCCGACACCCUGGACGCCUACGAAGACUUCGUCGCGGCCACUCCUCUCGCCUCCAUCUCCGGCGGCGUUCUGGCCGAUGCCGGCGAGGCUCUGCAGAACAAGCUGCGCCUGUUGACCCUGGCUUCGAUCGCCGCCUCGGCCCCCUCUCGCUCCCUGCCCUACGCCACCAUCGCUUCGGCUCUGCGCGUGCCCACGGAGGAUGUUGAGAAGUGGGUCAUCGACACCAUCCGUGCCGGUCUGGUCGAGGGUAAGCUGUCGCAGCUGCGCUCCGAGUUCCUGGUGCACCGGGCCACAUACCGCGUCUUCGGCGAGAAGCAGUGGGCGGAGGUGCAGGGCCGCCUGAUGGUCUGGCGCCGCAGCCUGGAGAACGUGCUGGGCGUUGUCCGCGCCGAGCGCGAGCGCUUCAUCCGCGAGAGCCUGCAGGCGGCUACCGAGGAGGCCAACCAGGGCAAGUCGGGCGAGAAGGGCGGCAAGGGCGGAGACCGGAGACGUAACCCUCAGCACCAGCAGCAGCAGCAGCAAUCCCAGCCCUCACAACCACAGCAACCCCGGGAAACUGAGUUGGUCGCAGGUGCAGAAUAA